Messenger RNA from Colossoma macropomum (tambaqui), 1564 nucleotides. It is a transcript of the gene chst3a, whose product is annotated as carbohydrate (chondroitin 6) sulfotransferase 3a. Bases 105 to 1379 code for a protein of 424 amino acids. The record is from RefSeq and is a predicted model, not a curated record. Gene Ontology annotation, molecular function: chondroitin 6-sulfotransferase activity; N-acetylglucosamine 6-O-sulfotransferase activity. The transcript is spliced from 2 exons. Gene Ontology annotation, biological process: N-acetylglucosamine metabolic process; carbohydrate metabolic process. Lineage: Eukaryota; Metazoa; Chordata; Actinopteri; Characiformes; Serrasalmidae. Gene Ontology annotation, cellular component: Golgi membrane.
UGCUGUUCAAGUCAGCAUCUUAGGUGUGGCAACAGUAAACGGCUGUUCCUAAAGACUCUGGAGGGAUUUACACUCCACCGUCUUCAACACAAUCCAGUUAAAGAAUGAGGAAUAAAUAUGCUAUCCUUGUCAUCUGCAUUGUGGCACUCGUCAUCAUUGAAAAGGAAAACAAUAUCAUAUCAAGGGUCUCUGAGAAGCUCACACUCAAGCAGACAGCACAGACUGCAGGGCCUCCGUCAUUCUACAAUGGCUCCAGUGCACCUGUUGUCAUGGACUAUGAUGGUGAAAUGAGUGAAGAGAAUGCCACACGGCUUUUAGAGGCCGAUCAGGGUGGUCAUAAACACAUCCUCUUGUUGGCGGCCACACGUACUGGAUCUUCCUUCGUAGGCGAGUUCUUCAACCAGUUGGGGUCCAACAUGUUCUACCUCUUCGAGCCACUGUGGCAUGUUGAGAGGAUGCUAUCACAGGACAUGGACAUCCCUAAUGCCACGGUUUCAUCUUUGGCCUACAGGGAUGUGCUGCUGAGCCUCUUUUUGUGUGAUUUCUCCUUACUGGAGCGCUUCAUCAGCCCACCUCCUCAGGAGCAUGUCACCCCAGCUCUGUUCCGCAGAGAGUCCAGCAUGGCUCUGUGUGAGGAGCAAGUCUGCACACCAGUGGUAAAGGAUGUGUUUGAGAGAUAUCGCUGCAAGACACGUCGGUGUGGACCCCUCAACCUGACCCUAGCAACUGUGGCCUGCCUUAGUAAGAAAUACAGAGCUAUCAAAUCAGUAAGGGUCCGGCAGCUGGAGACACUUCGCUUACUAGUAGAGGACCCCAGACUGGACAUCAAGGUCAUACAGUUGGUGAGAGACCCGCGUGCCAUUCUGGCCUCUAGGAUGGUUGCCUUCUCUAGUAAGUACCAAACUUGGAAGAGCUGGGCGGUGAAUGGAGAGGUGCCCAUAGAAGAUGAAGAGGUGAAACGACUCCAAGGAAACUGCCAUCAAAUCCGCAUGUCUGCCGAGCUGGGCCUGAGCCGGCCAGACUGGCUAGAGAACCGCUACAUGCUAGUGCGCUAUGAGGACAUUGCCAGGUAUCCCAUGCAGAAAGCAGCCGAGAUGUACAGGUUUACUGGGAUUCCCUUCACAUCGCAGGCCAAGGAUUGGAUCCUUAAGAACACGCAUGCUUCUGAGGUUACCAGUGGAGUAUACUCUACGCAGAAGAACUCUUCUGAACAGGUGGAAAAGUGGCGCUUCAGUAUACCCUUCAACUUGGUACAAGUUGUUCAAGACGUUUGUGGACCAACUAUGGAACUGUUUGGAUAUAAGUUUGCUGAUAGUGAACAGACACUGGUUAAUAAGUCUGUUAGCUUGCUUGAAGAAAAACAAUUUAAUUUAUCAUAAAUUGUUUCCUGUUUUGCAUGUUGUUUGAGGUACUAAAAACCAAGACUGACACAAGCAGAUAUGUAGCACACUGGAACGCAGGUGUUACUGUGGUGCCUUCAGCUCUCAUUUUGUGGUUUAGCUUUAAUCAGACAAAGUGCUUUCAGCUGAGUUUGUCUAAUUGAGAUAAUGAAUGAUUAUUUCAG